Coffea eugenioides is the source of this 801-nucleotide messenger RNA. RefSeq lists its product as uncharacterized. The record is from RefSeq and is a predicted model, not a curated record. The transcript has 4 exons. NCBI's taxonomy places the organism in Eukaryota, Viridiplantae, Streptophyta, Magnoliopsida, Gentianales, Rubiaceae. The coding region runs from base 1 to 306 and encodes 101 amino acids.
AUGGAGCAGAAGAUCAGGGUCAUCAAAAGGAAUGUGAAAUUCCCCAUGAAGGGCCCUUCUGUGACCUCAUGUGGAGUGGCCCUGAAGAUAUUGAAACAUGGGCAGUCAGUCCAAGAGGAGCAGGCUGGCUCUUUGGAUCCAGGGUUACUUCUGAGGUAUGGUCUGCACCAAAUUACUCGUCGUGGAUAUGUAGCGUCAAUUUUGAGCUUCAAUGAGAAUAUGGAGAGAGAAGUGAAGUUCUUCACUGAAACUGAGGAAAACAACCAAAUGAGAGGACCCAGGACAGGAGUACCUCACUUCUUGUAGUUGGAUACUAGUGCUUGGUCUAUUGAUAAUGAGAAUAUUUUUAAGAGGUGGUGGUGUGAUUUUCCCGGUGGGGAUUACGAAGAAAUGGUAAGAAUGUUUCUCAAGUGGCGCUGAGUACAAGCUCAGAAGACGGCUGCGCACCUAGGUGAUUAUUAGGCCGAAAUUGCAUUUGCAUAGUUUGUGUUGUGUAUUAGAGAUGCUUGGAGAUUGUUACUUUUUGAUCUUUAUAAUUAAAAAAUAUGUAAGAUGAUUGGUACGUUGUUUCCAUAUGUGAGCUAGACUAAUUGUUUGCCGUUGUGGCUUAGACAAAUAGUUUUCCAAAGCUUUGGUUUUAGGCUGGUGGUAAGUUGCCUAUAGGAGAGCAAUAAUUUCUUCUUCAGUGACCAUUGUUUUGUUGUUGAUCUUAUCAUUUUGAGAGGAUCUAUAUCUGGACUUAAUUUCUGUAAAGUUUCGAUUGAUCUUUUUUAUUUAUUUUUUCUUCCCCUGUUUGGUGUC